Stegastes partitus (bicolor damselfish) is the source of this 8384-nucleotide messenger RNA. RefSeq names its product plasma membrane calcium-transporting ATPase 1-like. Gene Ontology annotation, cellular component: intracellular membrane-bounded organelle; plasma membrane. Gene Ontology annotation, biological process: calcium ion transmembrane transport; regulation of cytosolic calcium ion concentration. The annotation marks the transcript as partial. Lineage: Eukaryota; Metazoa; Chordata; Actinopteri; Pomacentridae. The record is from RefSeq and is a predicted model, not a curated record. The transcript has 19 exons. Gene Ontology annotation, molecular function: ATP hydrolysis activity; ATP binding; PDZ domain binding.
GUCUGUCUGGUAACCCCGUGGAUUUAGAGAAACGUCACACGGCGUUCGGAAAGAACUUCAUCCCUCCAAAGAAGGCCAAGACGUUCCUGCAGCUGGUGUGGGAGGCCCUGCAGGACGUCACACUAAUCAUCCUCGAAAUCGCUGCUAUCAUCUCACUGGGCCUGUCCUUCUACCACCCACCAGGGGGCGACAGUGAAGCAUGCGGCCAGGUUGCCGGUGGCGUGGAGGACGAGGGCGAGGCCCAGGCUGGCUGGAUCGAGGGCGCCGCCAUCCUGUUCUCCGUCAUCAUCGUGGUCCUGGUGACAGCCUUCAAUGACUGGUCCAAGGAGAAGCAGUUCCGCGGGCUGCAGAGUCGCAUCGAGCAGGAACAAAAAUUCACAGUCAUCCGCAAAGGUCAGGUCAUCCAGAUCCCUGUGGCCGAGAUCGUGGUGGGAGACAUCGCUCAGAUCAAGUACGGAGACCUGCUGCCUGCUGAUGGGAUCCUGAUCCAAGGCAACGACCUCAAGAUCGAUGAGAGCUCUCUGACUGGAGAAUCCGACCAGGUUCGGAAGUCAGCAGAGAAGGAUCCAAUGCUGUUGUCUGGGACCCACGUGAUGGAGGGAUCCGGCAAGAUGGUGGUGUCAGCUGUUGGCCUCAACUCUCAGACCGGCAUCAUCUUUACUCUGCUGGGCGCCGGCGAGAACGAUGAAGAGAAGAAGGUCAAGAAAAGUAAAAAACAAGGACCCCCUGAAAAUCGCAACAAAGCCAAGACCCAGGACGGCAUCGCUCUGGAGAUCCAGCCGCUGAAGAGUGAGGAGGCCGCCGAGUCGGAGGAGAAGGAGGAGGCCAAACCUAAGGCGAAGGUCAACCAGGCCCUCGUGACCAAGAAGGAGAAGUCUGUGCUGCAGGGCAAACUGACCAGACUGGCUGUACAGAUCGGCAAGGCUGGUCUGAUCAUGUCGGCUCUGACCGUCAUCAUCCUCAUCCUCUACUUUGUGAUUGACACCUUCGGGAUCCAGGGUCGGACCUGGCUGGCCGAGUGCACCCCCAUAUACAUCCAGUAUUUUGUCAAGUUCCUCAUCAUCGGCGUGACGGUGCUGGUGGUGGCUGUUCCUGAGGGGCUGCCGCUCGCCGUCACCAUCUCUCUGGCCUACUCUGUCAAGAAAAUGAUGAAAGACAACAACCUGGUGCGUCACCUGGACGCCUGUGAGACCAUGGGCAACGCCACGGCUAUCUGCUCCGACAAGACGGGUACUCUGACCAUGAACCGCAUGACGGUGGUGCAGGCCUACAUCGGCGAUACACACUACAAGACCGUGCCUGAACCUGACGCCAUCAAAGCCGAGACUCUGGAAACGAUGGUCAACAGCAUCUCCAUCAACUCUGCAUACACCACCAAGAUCCUGCCUCCGGAGAAAGAAGGCGGCCUGCCUCGCCACGUGGGCAACAAGACGGAGUGCGCUCUGCUGGGCCUGGUGCUCGAGCUGAAGAGGGACUACCAGCCAAUCAGAGACGAGGUGCCCGAAGAGAAGUUCUACAAGGUUUACACAUUCAACUCCUCCCGCAAAUCCAUGAGCACGGUGCUGAAGAACGCUGACGGCGGCUACCGCAUGUACAGCAAAGGAGCGUCAGAGAUCGUCCUGAGGAAAUGCUCUCGUAUCCUGGACGCCCAGGGUCAGCCUCGCAUCUUCAAGCCCAAGGACCGCGACGAGAUGGUGCGUAAGGUGAUCGAGCCGAUGGCCUGCGACGGGCUGAGGACCAUCUGCGUUGCCUACAGGGACUUUCCUGCCGAAGCCGGAGAGCCGGGGUGGGACAGCGAGAACGACAUCCUCAACGAACUGACCUGCAUCGCCGUGGUGGGAAUCGAGGACCCCGUCAGACCAGAGGUGCCUGAAGCCAUCUCCAAGUGUCAGCGUGCAGGCAUCACUGUUCGCAUGGUGACCGGAGACAACAUCAACACUGCCCGCGCCAUCGCUACCAAGUGUGGCAUCCUGCUACCCGGCGAGGACUUCCUCUGUCUGGAGGGCAAAGAGUUCAACCGGCAGAUCAGAAACGACAGAGGAGAGGUGGAACAGGAGCGUCUGGAUAAAGUUUGGCCCAAACUGCGCGUUCUGGCUCGUUCAUCACCAACAGACAAGCACACUCUGGUCAAAGGCAUCAUUGACAGCACAGUGGGUGAAACCCGACAGGUGGUGGCAGUGACAGGAGACGGCACCAACGACGGUCCUGCCCUCAAGAAAGCUGAUGUUGGCUUUGCCAUGGGAAUCGCCGGCACAGAUGUGGCCAAAGAAGCGUCUGACAUCAUCCUGACUGACGACAACUUCACCAGUAUUGUCAAGGCCGUCAUGUGGGGCAGAAACGUCUACGACAGCAUCUCCAAGUUCCUGCAGUUCCAGCUCACCGUCAACGUGGUGGCCGUGAUCGUGGCGUUCACCGGCGCCUGCAUCACUCAGGACUCUCCCCUGAAGGCCGUGCAGAUGCUCUGGGUCAACCUCAUCAUGGACACUCUGGCUUCUCUCGCUCUGGCCACCGAACCGCCCACCGAGUCUCUGCUGCUACGUAAACCAUACGGCCGCGACAAGCCUCUCAUCUCCAGGACCAUGAUGAAGAACAUCCUGGGCCACGCUGUGUUCCAGCUCGUCAUCAUCUUUACCCUGCUCUUUGCUGGUGAGAAGUUUUUCGACAUCGACAGCGGCCGCAACGCCCCCCUGCACUCCCCGCCGUCAGAGCACUAUACCAUUGUUUUCAACGUGUUCGUCAUGAUGCAGCUUUUCAACGAAAUCAACGCCAGGAAGAUCCACGGAGAGAGAAACGUGUUCGAGGGCAUCUACAAGAACCCCAUCUUCUGCAGCGUCGUACUGGGAACCUUCAUCCUGCAGAUCAUCAUCGUUCAGUUCGGAGGGAAGCCGUUCUCCUGCACAGCUCUGUCCAUCGAGCAGUGGCUGUGGUGUGUGUUCAUCGGUGUGGGGGAGCUGCUGUGGGGACAGCUGAUCUCAGCCAUCCCGACACACCACCUGAAGUUCCUGAAGGAGGCAGGCCACGGUUCCAGAAAGGAAGAGAUCCACGAGGAGGAGCUGACGGAGGGCGCCGAUGAGAUCGACCACGCCGAGAUGGAGCUGAGGAGAGGCCAGAUCCUCUGGUUCAGAGGCCUGAACCGCAUCCAGACUCAGAUUAAGGUGGUGAAUGCGUUCCGUAGCUCCCUGUAUGAGGGGCUGGAGAGCCCAGAGUCCCGUUGCUCCAUCCACAGCUUUAUGGCCCAUCCUGAGUUUGUGCCCCUGUCCGAGGAGGAGGCCCGCAUCCCCCCCAUCGAGGAGACCGGAGACGAGAUCGACCCCCUCCCCAGCUCCUCGUCUGGGGCCCAAGGAGGACCAGAGUCGCCCGGCGUCCCGACCAUCAGCUCCGAGUCAUUCCUCUGAGCUCCUUCUCCGCCCUCCUCCUCCUCCUCCUCCUCCUCCUCCUGCUCCCUCCUCUUCAUCAGCAUCAUCUGUCACCCACCAACCGAACUGUCACCCUGAGGAGGGAAGUCAUGACUCUGCUCAUCCCCUCAUUCUGCUUCACCUCGUCUCCACCCCCUCGGUCAUUCCUGCCACGUUGUGUUUCGUUCAUACUGACUGUGGCGUCGCUCUGCCUGUAAGUUUGUCUCUCCGCCACCAGGACACAGUCAGUCAGUAGAAGGUGGAGUCCAGCAUCUCCACAGCCGAAGGCCUGUCCUCGCUCCUCUGUUGGUUUUUUUUGUUUUGUUUUGUUUUUGUUUUUUUAACUGGACGAUCCUUUUUGAAAAGCUUUUAAACUUCGUUGGGUUCGAUCUUCGCUGGACUCACGGCAGCAUGUUGUGUUCUGUAUUCGCUUCAUUCCUGCGUUCUGAAAAACGGCACCGAAUUUUUUAAAGAGUGCAGUGAUUCUGAUGUACAUAAGUUCCUCCGUUCUUCUACACAGCUCUGAGCUGGGUUUGGUGUUCAGAAGACUUCUAGGCAAAUGCAAAAAUGUAACCUUUUUUUUUUUUUCUUUUCUUUUUUUUAGAUGUUCACCAUUUGUUUGUUUUAAAAAUGUUCAAUGAAUGUUAAUUGAAGGUUGAUUCUAACUCCUGAGAAUUUUUGUGAGUGUCGACACUACAGUCUUCAAGGUUAAACCGAUGUUCUUCCCUUUAUCGUGUCUGUACGUGUUGGUUUUUCUUUAGCUGCUGUGUUGCAUGUGGAAGGACGGGGUGUUUACGACCAAAAACCACAAACACGACGGCGUCCGGAGAUCUCGCUUUCUGCUCAUUGGCGGUCUGACCUCAUCUCAUCCAGUCAGGGUUCUCUGCCCCUCCCCGCCAUGGAUAGUAGGAAACAGGAGUGUGGUUCACGUUCCCCCUCUAGUAGGAUGCAUGUUUUGUUUCAUUCGUGUUGCGUCGCAUGAAAACUUAGGAAUGAAUAUUUGGGAUUCUCUUUCGACUGCCGUGUGUGUUCGUCUGCAGCAGCGUCUGCUCAGAGCUCCGUGAACUUCUUGUCUGUAGCACAACAGGACAGAAACGAGCUCGUCGAUACUCAGCGUUUCACUGUCGGCGAGUACAAUCAUUCCUCCUUUGUGGGCCUCCGUGUGGCGCUUCCUCACUCUCCUGUGUGGGGUCGCGUCCUCGCUCAGAUUGGACAAAAGGCAGCCAAUGGUGUCACAGCACAGGUAGCUCUGGUGAAAUGAGGCCACAACAAGAAAGGGCGCCGCCUGUUUUCCCACUGCCCCCCCACAGCGCAGCUCACUGCCUGCCGAAUAUCACAAUGAGACACAGACACAGUGAGACUGAACCACAACAGUUCAGGGACAAAGCUUAAGGUUCAAGAUUCUUUCAUCGCCUUCAUGUGUCGCCUCUGAAACUUUCUUGUAGUUUAAACACACUGAACGCUUGAGUGUCGAUGAGUGUGUUUCGGGUCUCAGUCGGGACGUAAUCGGAGCUCUGAGCGGCGUCGGACCGUCUGCCUGUGUUUCACACAAAUCUUAGUACCGCUUCUGAUGUUCCCUCGUUUGUCAGAUUUCAUGAACAGAAACUGAAUCAGCUGUCAGUGACAUCACACGGCCAGCGUUCUUCGCUCUGCCGUGUCCGAUUGACAGGCGUCGGCAUGGCGACUGCGCUGAGGUUUAUGGGAGACUGACGAUGUCACCAGUCAGCCUGUAGAGUUAAAUCCACUGUGUCUGCAGAUUACUGUCUUAAAAGAAGAAGGAAUCAUCCUCCAAUCAGAAGCGGCGAUGCGUCUAAUCCCCUCUUAGUCCGACUAGCAGCCAUCAACCUCUCUAUGAACUAGGACGCGGUAUCGAAGUAAUGUGCUACUACUGCCAUAUUUCCAACUUUUUGUCACGACUUGGUUCUUCCUCUCCCCUCUGAUGAGCUUUUUCUAUGUAACUCAGAGCCAUAUUUUAUAGGUUGUCUGUAUUGUUUUUUAUCUCAUUGUUAUCGAGGUUUCCUUUGGACUUUCUCACUCCCGCCCUCCCCCUCCUCCCCCGGCCCUUUACUCCAAACACGACCAAAAAACAAGGAGAAAAUCUUCAGUCGUCACUGCCGAACCAAGUUUAAAGGACCUCUACAAUGUUUACAUGAAAAGCGAGUCGGUGGCAGUUCGCCUGCGCUUCUCUCAUCCGACCACUUCCCUGUCAUUCCCUUGCUUUCCUGAAUCUUAGAGUUACUAUUUAACUAAAUGGGGAAUCUUUCUUGCAUGGUUUUCAUAUAAAAUUCAAUGUUUUGCUCAUUUUUUACAAUUCUUCUGUAUUUUUAUAUUAAGUACUUUUUAAUAUUUUGGAGAUAUAUGAAUAUAUAUGUAUAGGCUGAAGAGUUUGGUGACAGUACAGUACAUGAAUGAGAUGAAUCUACCGUGGACUCUGUCUUUUUACAGCUCUCUGAAUAUUUAUGCCACGUGUGUCGUCUUGGUCACCUGAUGUUAGGGCUCAGAAACCUGCAGUGACUUGUUUACUUCUUGUUGGCCGUUCAAUUGGAAUCGCAACAAUCUGGUCCCAUCAGCCCCCUUUUACAUGAGUAUAACACUUUAUCUACGAUGUUGUGGCACACUACAGGCUAUGUGAUUUCACAGUUAUCCAGUUCCAUUAGAGCUCAGCAACAUGAAUACAGCUAACUGUAUCAAACAUUAAAUGGGAGUGUUUAAUUAUUUAUCCAACCUCUGGGUUUGUUUGUUUCUGUACUUUGAAGCUACGACGACGAUUUCUUUGAAUGAGUGGACUGAUGCUGUUUUCAGCCGCCAGGUGUCGGAGCUGACGACUUAAAAGAGGAUCAAAGCUGCAUCCUGCUCCAGGCUCCGCCUUCUCUUGAGGGGCGUGGCCUAUGACGGCCUCUCCACAACAGCCUCCCAGUGUCUCAAACCAAACCUGAGAAGUUAAUCUGAACACAACCGUGAAACAAACAAGGUUACAAAACAGGCCCAAAGCAACCUUUGUUUCCCAAAAGUGUUUGGAGGCCGAGACGAUCUUGGUCCGGUGGUAUGUCUCAUCUGAGAACAGUUUAUCCUGAAAGAAUCCAGAACCUGAGACCCAGAGCAGAACCAGGGUUGAUUGAAAACUUACGAGCUUAUAAAAACCACAAGCUUGAUAUAAACUCAGCUCCAUCCCUGUCGAAGUGAUCUCCUCGUGCAGUGAGCUCUGCUCCCAGCGCUCCUGCAGCUUUGUGAUGUUCUCCAGAGAACCUUUAGAAUCUUCUAAACUGAGUCAAACAGCAACACUUCAACUUGAAUCUCAGUUUAGGGAACAGAAAGAAGUCACCGGGAGACAAAUCUGGUGAUGCAACAUGAGCAGUCUCAGAACAUUUUGAUUAACUCUCGAACACUGAACAUCACUUGAAUCCACCUGGACUCUGGUCUCAGGUCAAAUCUAUGUUAGAAACAGAUUGGACGUCCCCCAACCAAUGACCUGAGUCUGUUUGGGUUCCCCUGUUUAUUAUUUGUCAUAAUUCUGGUGUUUAAAGACAAUAUUUGACGACACAGUCCAGGUAUUGGCAUUUUAAAUGUAUAAGUUGCAGCGAGCUGUUAAGUGACAUGUUUACACACCCGGUCCGUCUGCUCGGCCUCCAACCACCGAUGGAUCGUCUAAAUCCCAAACCUCUGAUUUGUACAUUUAGAACUGAGGCUGAAGGAGGCGGAGCCUGUAACAGGACGCAGCUGUCGGAGUCAUCACCGAUUUAAACACGAUUGACAGUUUUAGAAAUUGUUCCCGGGAAGAGAGAUUAUAGCGUCCACACGAUGCUCCCAGAGUCAGAACAGUGUAAAUAUUGUCCAAUAAGUGACUGAGUGAAGCUGCCGGCGCUGACCCGGGAGAGCGGGGGCAAUCAGCCAAUCAGCACCCAGCUCAUCUCUUUUCUUUCUCUGCACAAGUUUUUCUUAUGACACCUGCCUCCCCCCCGGAUCAGAACGUCCCCUGCUCUCGCCUCGGCCGCCGUCUGUUGGAUGGUUGGACUGAUUGGAUGGUUGGACUGGUUGGACUGGUUGGACUGGUUGCCCUCCCGUCUCCCGGCCGGCGCUCAGCGCAGCCAUCAGAGACUCUGCGACCUGUUUGUGCUUCUAGUUUCAGCCACGUCACCAAUUAAAACGGUCUCAGCAGCGGACUGAAAAUCUGCACAUGGAUUUAGUUUUCCGGUUUGUGGACUGUGUAAGAUCUCAGUUUGCCAUCAGGACUUCUGAACGGAGAAGGAACUCGCUUCUUGUCCGGCCACCGUUGCAUUUUGACUGCGUUGCUUCUUCUUCAGAGCACUGCCUUUCUCAGAAGAACCUUCACAUCCACUUCAAAAUCCACCAAUAAAAAAGGUUCAAACGAACUGGAAUAUCACAGUUGGAAAAGUCAUAACCACUUAACAUAUAUAUCUAUAUAUUUAUAUAUUAUAUCUAUAUAUUUAUGUCUGGUAUAUAUAUAUAUAUAUGAUGUGUAUAUAUAUAUAUAUUAGAUAUAAAAAUAUAGAUAUAUUUGGUUUCUCAGUUGAACUUCAUUGCAAAAAAGACUGAAAAAGAUUUUUUUCUGUAAUUACUAUGAUACACAGUAAUAGGCGUUGGUGUUAUUUUUGUAUAAACAUAAUAUCAUCUAUGUGGCAUGCAUGACAUAUAUACAAAAUUUGGUGGUUUAAAGCAAUAUGUCCAACCUGGUGCGAUUGGUUCCGUCGUGUUCUGUGUAGCCUAAAGCCACUCUGUACGAAAAGAGAUAUAAAAGAAAAAAAAAAAAAAGGAAAAAAAUGCAUUUGGAUAAAACUAACUGUUCAGUAUAUGUGUUCAAUGUUCUGUGUUCUGCAUGUUUUAGUACGGAAUGAAACAUCCCAAAUGUUGACUUGUUUUCAAAUGAAUCUCAAACACACGGCAUCACACAUGUAUUUGCACUGUGAGGUGAAACACGCUGAGGAAAUUAAAACUGUGUGACUUCUGGUGGAUGGAUUGAUGAAAGAUGAA